Auxenochlorella protothecoides is the source of this 1206-nucleotide messenger RNA. Its product is annotated as putative cytochrome P450 4aa1. Gene Ontology annotation, molecular function: iron ion binding; monooxygenase activity; oxidoreductase activity, acting on paired donors, with incorporation or reduction of molecular oxygen. The record is from RefSeq and is a predicted model, not a curated record. The coding region runs from base 1 to 1206 and encodes 401 amino acids. The transcript has 4 exons. NCBI's taxonomy places the organism in Eukaryota, Viridiplantae, Chlorophyta, Trebouxiophyceae, Chlorellales, Chlorellaceae.
AUGGAGGUAUGGGAUUCGUUCAGUAUCCCAAGCGCCCUCAGCGUGGCCUACGCCCUGCUGGCCAGCACCUGCACCCUCCUCCUCCUGCGCUGGCUGGAGGCCGACCGCUGGGCCCGGGUGUGGUGGGCCACCCGCGCCAUCCCCUCCGCCCCCGGCAACCUCCCCCUGUUCGGCCACGCCCUGACCCUGGCCCGGGGCUGCUCCUGGGGCCAGAUGUACGACUGGGUCAGCGCCGCCAUGCCCGUGGUGCGCUUCCGGGUGGGCACGCGCACGGGCGUCAUCGUGGCCGACCCCGCCGCCUUCAAGCGCAUCGUGCAGACGCGGCAGCGCAUCUACGCCAAGGACACCGACUUCUCCUACCGCGAGUUCCUGCCCAUCCUGGGCACGGGCCUGGUCACCUCCAACGGCGACCACUGGCAGCGCCAGCGGCUGCUCAUGGCCCCAGCCUUCCGGAUUGACAUGCUGGACACCAUCCUGCCCAUCGCCGCCCGGGCCGUGGAGCGCCUGGCCACCAAGCUGCGCAAGCACAAGGGCACCGGGCAGCCAGUGGACAUGGAGGAGGAGUUCAGGCUGCUGACGCUGCAGGUGAUCGGGGAGGCCAUCCUGAGCCUCCCUCCCGAGGAGUGCGACCGCGUGUUCCCCCCCCUCUACCUGUCGGUGAUGGAGGAGAGCAACAAGCGCGUGCUGCAGCCAUGGCGCCUGCUCUGGCCGCCGCUGGUGCGGCGCUACGACGCCAACAUCCGCGCGCUGAAUGCAUACCUCGGGGGCGGCAUGACCCUGACCCUGGCCGCGCUGAAGGAGAGCCUGCGCAAGUACAGCGUGGUGCCGGUGCUGACGCGCAACCUGGUGGCCCCGGACACGCUGUGCGGCCACGACCUCCCCGCCGGCAGCUGGAUCGUGCUGCACGUCCAGCGCGUGCACCACCUCUACAAGGACCCCCUGGCCUGGAAGCCGGCGCGGUUCAUGCCGGGUGGGGAGUACGAGCAGUUUGACGAGGACAUCCGGCCCUACAUGUUCAUGCCCUUCAUCCAAGGGCCCCGCAACUGCCUGGGCCAGUUCUUCGCGCUCCUGGAGGCGCGGGUGAUCCUGGGAGCCCUUUGCCGGGAAUUCAACUUCCGGCCGGUGCACCCGGAACACCAGGGGGUGACGCACCCCACCGUCAUCCCUGUGGGCCCCGUCAACGGCAUGCGAAUGUAUGUUGACUAG